This is a messenger RNA of Eucalyptus grandis, 1178 nucleotides long. RefSeq names its product ras-related protein RHN1. Lineage: Eukaryota; Viridiplantae; Streptophyta; Magnoliopsida; Myrtales; Myrtaceae. The record is from RefSeq and is a predicted model, not a curated record. Gene Ontology annotation, molecular function: GTP binding; GTPase activity. The transcript is spliced from 7 exons. The coding region runs from base 218 to 877 and encodes 219 amino acids.
UCUCUCUCUCUCUCUCUCUCCCCCUGCCGUGUCGUCGUCGUCGUCGUCGUCUCUCAUUUGUUGCGUUGCGACGGGCGAGCUGUCGUGUUUAUCGCGUGCUGGAAACAACGAAGGAAGGAAGGAACGAAGGAAGCACUUCGCGUGCUGAGAUUACUUACUCUCUUCGGCGGCGUACCGGGCGAGAGCUCCGAUUCGGUUCGAUUCGAUUCGAUUUGCGAUGGCCGGAGGAGAAGCCUUCUCCUCGAAUCCGCCGCCGCCGAAGCCGGCGAUUCUCGGGAACAACAGCAAGACCAUCAAUGCGAAGCUCGUGUUGCUGGGGGACAUGGGUGCCGGCAAGUCCAGCCUGGUCUUGCGCUUCGUCAAGGACCAGUUCUUUGAUUUUCAGGAAUCAACUAUAGGAGCAGCAUUCUUCUCGCGGACAGUGGGUGUCAAUGAUGCAUCAGUGAAGUUUGAGAUAUGGGAUACUGCAGGUCAGGAAAGGUACCACAGCUUGGCUCCUAUGUACUACAGAGGCGCUGCUGCAGCUAUUGUUGUCUAUGACAUCACUAGCACCGAGUCAUUUGAACGGGCUAAGAAGUGGGUGGAGGAACUUCACAAGCAAGGAAAUCCCAAUUUGAUAAUAACACUUGCUGGAAAUAAGACUGAUAUGGAGGAUAAAAGAAAAGUGGCAGCUGAGGAGGCACGCAUGUAUGCAGAAGAAAGGCGACUCGUGUUCAUAGAAACAUCUGCUAAGACUGCCACUAAUGUUAGCAAACUGUUUUAUGAAAUAGCAAAGAGGUUGCCUAGAGUUCAGGCUAUGCAGAAUUCAGCGCCAGCGGGAAUGGUUCUAGCAGAUACAAGCUCUGAAGAAACGCGAUCUGCAUCCUGUUGUUCAUGAGUUCUUAUCAACUCUCUGUCCAUUCCUUUCCUUUUUCCCCUCACGUUCUAUAGUUGUCUCCACUUAAAGUACCUUGAUCUUUUAGUUCUCGAUGUAUAUGAAUAAAAACAAAUCCGAACACCACUUGUGAAAUUGGAAAACCAAUUGGAGUUGGGGAGUUAGUCCAUUUAAACCCAGUAAAUUCCUCGGUGAAGACUGGAAUCUCUUUCUCUGUCUCUGUCUCCGUCUCUCUCUCUCAUGAAUAAUGGACAGCAAUCUUAUCCUUUUAUUUAAUCUAAAGUCAUCUGAAAUUGACCGUUUA